CACAUCUCAGGGCUCUUUCCUGUGCCUUCUCCAACUUAUCAGCACUCUCCCUGAACUGUGAGUGGCUGAACUACAAACAGCUUUCCUGUAGCUGCUGCUGUAGGGUAAUAUGUCCUAUAGAAUUAACAUGACCUGAGGACAUUACACUUCUCUGGACUGCACAUAGAUCUACACUCAGUAUCUAAGAAUCCCACUUUUGGGCAGGCCACCCAAAAACUGAUCUGACAAAGCUGUACAUCAGAGAUAAGAUGUUACAGCUACGUUGGACAACUACAUCAUGUACACAACCAACAUUUGAGAAUAUAAGGCCAAUGGCAACGUAAGGCCAAUGACAACCAACUCCGCCCCAGAAUGUGGUUUGAUCACCUGAGCAACAAUUGGCUGAACCCACUCUGAGGUCACAAUCUCACGAUCCGGGAACAGCAGGCUUCAAAAGAAACAAUCUUGUAACACAGGACUCAGCUUCCCAUGUGGUCAUGUAACACUGAAAGACAAAGCAGAGCAAGGGAUGAACUGAGCCUAUCCCUAAGCAGUGCAGUGGCAGCGGGUGACCAGGAGCCUCUGGGUGCUGGACAUCUCCAGGCUUCAUAUCUGUGGUGAGAGAGAAGUGCCAGGCUACUUCCAAGCAGUCUCAGCUCUCUCCUGAGAUGGUGGAUUAUUACAAAGUCCUUGAACUGCAAAAAAGUGCCUCCCAGGAUGAUAUCAGGAAAUCCUACCACAGACUGGCACUAAAAUGGCAUCCUGAUAAGAAUCUCACCAACAAGGAGGAAGCCGAAAAUAAAUUCAAAGCUGUCACUGAGGCAUACAAAAUUUUGUCUGACCCUCAGAAACGAUCACUCUACGACAGAUCUGUCAAGGAGAGCCAAUCCCAUAUAGGAAGAAGUGCCACGGGGGACCAUAACAACUUCUUUGAUAUCGCUUACAUAUUCCAAGACCCCGAAAAUAUCUUUAGGGAAGUCUUUGGAGGGAUGGAUCUCUUCAACAACAUCAGAAACAGUGGAAGAGGAAGCAGCUCCAGUUUGUUUUCUGGAUUGAUGCAGUCCUUUAUGCCAUUUACUUCAUUCGGUCACAAUGGGCAGACCAUCUUCUCCUUCGUUGAGGAAACAGCUGGGCCGUGCAGUUUCAGAUCAGUCUUAACCUCUACUGAAGUGAUCAAUGGCAAGAGGAUCACCACUCGGAAGAUCAUUGAAAAUGGGCAGGAGAAGAUAGAAAUUGAAGAAGACGGCCGGUUGAGGUCUGUGUCAAUAAAUGGAAAAGACCACCUGAAGCUCUAACGUCCCCCAGCACACACAUCAGAUGCAAGCUGUGGGACGUGCUCUCAUUGCUCAACGAAUGGAAUCUACUGUGAGCAGCGUUAAUAAAAGCUGAGUUCGUGGCACAACUGAUGCCAGCUUCUUAA
Molecule: messenger RNA, 1399 nt
Organism: Meleagris gallopavo (turkey)
Lineage: Eukaryota; Metazoa; Chordata; Aves; Galliformes; Phasianidae
Gene: DNAJB8
Product: DnaJ heat shock protein family (Hsp40) member B8
Molecular function (GO): Hsp70 protein binding
Source: RefSeq, a predicted model, not a curated record